GUGACGUACACGUGCCAGUACUAUGGCAAGCCCCACUUCUCAAGAGCGAGGACAAGUUCCCAGUGCUCAUCGUCACUCACGGCAUAGGCGGGAAUCGAACCACACUCUCCACCUACUGCACCGAGCUGGCUUCCCAUGGCUUCGUGGUCGCCGCUGUGGAGCACAGGGACGGUUCAGCCUCCAUGACCCUGUGCCUACAGGAGCAGCUCAGCAUCAGUAUCAAGGAUUGCAACGACGAUGACGAUGAUGACGACAGCGUUGUCUCAGACGACAGUCCGGGCCCAAACCGACGAGGACGUCACAAGCGAUAUAGGCGGAGUCCUCACAGCAUGCAACGGUCAGACAGUGGGAACAAUAACACGACCACCAUUAACAACAACAACGAUGACAAAGCGGAUGGCUGUGAUGUGGUCUCCCUGUCAGGGGAGAGACCUACUUCGGGGGUUCAGUUCUAUCUCAACGAAGGCAAAGAGAAUCGGGACAGCGAGGGCGGGAGAGGCUCGAGGGUUCAACAGAGAAGAAAUAACAGGAAGAGAUCUCUGAGGCAUAAUCACAGCUGUAGUGAAGAGUGGCGUCCCUUUGAGCAUGUAGAAGUCUGGGACGAUUUUGAUUAUCGUAAUGGACAGAUGUACAGGCGGGCUGAUGAGAUCAGCGACUUGCUUGAUGAGCUCAUCAGCAUGAACGAAGGGAACCAUAUCAACAACGCCUUGGGGCUGGCUUUUAAAACCACACAUUUCAAGAAUCGUCUCGACUUUUCUCGUGUGGCUGUGGUUGGCCACUCGUUUGGAUGUGCCUCUGUGUUGGGAACACUUGCCACAGACAAUAGAUUCAAAGUUGGCCUAGCCCUGGACGGGUGGAUGCAUCCGGUGGAUUCCUGGGUUUACUCCUCGACCAGACAGCCCGUCAUGUUCCUCAACAUGGAAUCUUUCCAGUGGGAGAAGAAUGUGGCAAGGAUGAUAAAAUUCCAAGAGUCGAACCCAGAGGCUGACAGACCAAUGCUCACCCUCAUGGGUGGCUGCCAUCAGAGUGUGUCCGACUUCCAGUUCAUCAUGCCACAACUUGUGGGCCGGUUUCUGGACGUGUGUCACACGCUGAGGCCGGACGUGUGUAUGUCUACGUGUGUCACAGCCUCCCUGGCUUUCCUGUACAAACAUCUUAGUCUUCCCCUGGAGCCGAAGCACAAGGUCAUUCUGGAGAACAGACAUCCCAAUCUCAUCUCCGGCACAAACGUUGACCUCACCAUUCCUGACGAUGGUCCAACACCGCCAUAGACCUGUGCUGUGGUCUUACAGCUCCUGAAACAAAGAAAUAACAACUGGCCUCUGACCUUUACUUUCCCUGAGGUUGUUGGACUUGGUGCAAGAAUUUCUGCACUGUAGCGGGAAUCAAUAAGUCUAACCUCACUCGAAUUCUGCUACAUUCCCGAGCCCGAUAAUUCAUGUAAGUGGUUGGAGGGCACUGCUGGUGGAAUCUUCUGUACUGUCGUUCGGUUAUAAAUUGCUUGUCUGUCUGUCAGUCCUUCUAUUUUUUUCCUAGGACUUUAUAACCAUUUUCAUGUCAGUUUGGUUCUCUCUUAAAAAAAAUAAAUCUCCAACUAGUAAUGAAAAGAAGAUACGAUGCCCAACUUUUUCGUACUGAAGAGAAAUGGCAUGCCACUGGGCAUCUGUUUUGUCAAUUUCCUUCAGAUGUGCUGUAAUUUUUUAAAACUAUCAGCGCUCGACAGUUACUGAGUCUGGGUUUUUUCUUCUUCUGCGUUUUGUGGUAGCAGCACCUUUGAGAAAUGUCUGGGGUGUUUGCAGAGACAUCCGUGCUUGUCGUGGCACACGCAACCUGCCUGGAUGGUUAGUUCUGUGUGUAGCCGCUCAUUCAGGUUUUCUGUUCUUGUGACAGCUUAAUUCACCAGGUUGUUGAGGGAAAAUGCUUUUAUUUGUAUUUGUUUUUGGUUGGAUACAAAGCCCUGGUAAAUGUUACUUUGGGCCCACGUUGAGCAGUUCUUAAAUGUAGGCCUAUAGCCUUUGCCUUUUUUCUUUCUAAUAUCUUCUUUUUUCCUUCUUUUUAUCUCUUUCAUCUGUCAAAGUGCUUUGAAAUGGACCAGUCUCUGAGGGAGCACUUGUCAUUAACUAGUCUUUGAGGGGAGGGGCUUGUCAUGUACCAGUCUUUGAGGGGAGGGGCUUUACAUGGACUGGUGUUUGAGGGGAAGGGCUUGUCAUGUAACGGUCUUUGAGGGGAGGGGCUUGUCAUGUACUGGUCUUUGAGGGAGGUGGCAUUAAUGGACUGGCCCAUGAGGCAUAGAGGGGCAUGUUGUGAACUGGUUAAUUCUGAGGAGGGGGUGGGGGGAGGGAGGGGCAUGUGAUGGAAUUGUUCGUGAGGGAGGGGUAUAUAUAUAGACUGGUUCGUGAGGGGGCGAAAUGUAAUAAAUAAAGUGGUUCAUGAAGGGGGGGCAUAGUUCGUGAGGGAGGAGUGUGUAAUGAACUGACCCAUGAGAUGGAGAGGGGCAUGUAAUUGACUUGUUUGUGAGGGGAGGGGCAUGUAAUUAACUGGUUUGUGAGAGAAGAGGAGGGACAUGUUAUUGAAUAGUUCUUGA
Molecule: messenger RNA, 2584 nt
Organism: Aplysia californica (California sea hare)
Lineage: Eukaryota; Metazoa; Mollusca; Gastropoda; Aplysiida; Aplysiidae
Product: platelet-activating factor acetylhydrolase
Molecular function (GO): 1-alkyl-2-acetylglycerophosphocholine esterase activity
Source: RefSeq, a predicted model, not a curated record